AUGGAGCUGCUGAGUGGGGAAACACUGGGAUCCCUGGCUGUGGCCCUGGCCAUCUUCCUGCUCCUGGUGGACCUGAUGCACCAGUGCCAACGCUGGGCCCAACGCUACCCACUAGGCCCCAUGCCCCUCCCUGGGCUGGGCAACCAGCUGCAGGUGGACUUCCAGGACUUGCUUUCCUGCUUUACUCAGAUGAGGAAGCUGCGGUGCCACUUUAGGGACGUGUUCAGCAUGCAGCUGCCCUGGACGCCUGUGGUCAUACUCACUGGGCUGUCGGCCAUGCGCGAGGCGCUGGUGUACUGCAGCGAGGACACCUCCGACCACCCACCUGCUCCCAUCUUGGAGCACCUGGGCUUUGGGCCCUGCCCAGGGCACCCGCCUGCGGAACUGCAGCCGUGGCCGCCCUGCCGGGGCCUCCUCCUGGAUCCCAGCGCUGUGCUGGGCGGGUCUGCACUGCGAGUCAGCACUGAAGAACAAGGGCCCACCAUCGUCUUCCCCCGAGACUGUGAGUGCCCAGCCCAGCACCCAGCACAUGAUGAUCUGACCAAUGGGGGUGGAACAGAAUCCAAGGCCUGA
Molecule: messenger RNA, 573 nt
Organism: Diceros bicornis minor
Lineage: Eukaryota; Metazoa; Chordata; Mammalia; Perissodactyla; Rhinocerotidae
Product: cytochrome P450 2D14-like
Exons: 4
Coding region: 1-573 (190 amino acids)
Biological process (GO): xenobiotic metabolic process; arachidonate metabolic process
Cellular component (GO): cytoplasm; intracellular membrane-bounded organelle
Molecular function (GO): heme binding; iron ion binding; oxidoreductase activity, acting on paired donors, with incorporation or reduction of molecular oxygen, reduced flavin or flavoprotein as one donor, and incorporation of one atom of oxygen
Source: RefSeq, a predicted model, not a curated record